Molecule: messenger RNA, 153 nt
Organism: Colletotrichum orchidophilum
Lineage: Eukaryota; Fungi; Ascomycota; Sordariomycetes; Glomerellales; Glomerellaceae
Exons: 1
Coding region: 1-153 (50 amino acids)
Source: RefSeq, a predicted model, not a curated record
AUGGCACUGUCUAGAGACUGGAACACCUGUUCAUCCGACCCAAUUUUUGUCAUUUCGUUUCGGCCGCAGUCGCCUCAACAAUCGCAAUCCGCAACAUGCAAAACAAAGAAUUUGGUUCUUUCAAGCAGAAACAUCAAACGACAAUCUCAUUGA